Trichobilharzia regenti is the source of this 1745-nucleotide messenger RNA. The record is from the annotation of a GenBank genome assembly. Lineage: Eukaryota; Metazoa; Platyhelminthes; Trematoda; Strigeidida; Schistosomatidae.
CUGUAUCGAACGCAGGUUGCGCUAAUUCAGUCAGACAUGUCUCGGCCGUCGAAAGAAGACUGGGUUUGUAGUGACCCAAAAUGUAAAAAUGUUAAUUUUGCUAAAAGAGAGAGAUGCAACCGCUGUGAUAAGCCUAGGAAGCAUGGACCGUCAAGCAAAGGUGGUUCUGAGGUCGGUAAACAGUUAGCUGAGAAAAGCAAAGGACUUUUUAGUCCAGAUGAUUGGAUCUGUAAGACAUGUGGUAAUGUGAAUUGGGCUCGUCGAAACACAUGUAAUGUAUGCAAUGCUCCAAAAAUUGAUGUACAAGGUGAAAGAACAGGUUAUGGUGGGGGAUUUAUGGAGCGUGAUGAAGUCGUCGAGUAUCGUGAGCAUAGAGAUUCUGAUGAUGAAUUCGAUGAAUUUGGUCGUAAAAAGAAAAAUUUCCGCAGAGGUCAAUAUGAUCAUUUGACCAGCAGUAGUAAUCAUGAUUCAUCGGAUUCAAGUAAUCAUAAUCAUAACCUACAAGAAAGUCACAAUUCAGUUGGUCGCGAUCAAAUGGAUGAUAAGGCUAAUGAGGUGGAUGAAGACGACGAUGAAGAUGAGGAAGAAUCCGGUGAUGAUGCUGAUCUGUCGAAAUAUGAUAUCUGGGGUACAGAAGACGACGAGGAUGUGACUAAGAAGUCCGCCGCGACCAAUAAAAAGUCACAUAGUCGAAGUGCUGCUUCAUCGUCUUCAGACUCCGAUUCUGAUUCUGACUCAUCCUCUUCUUCUUCAGCCUCCUCUUCAUCUUCCAGCCAUGCUUCACAGUCGGACUCAGAAUCAUCCAGCGAAUCCUCCUCCAAACGUGAAGAUCAACAGCCCAGUGGGAAACGAGCUCAUCCGAACAAUAACAGCAACAACGGUGAUGUGCACAGUGAUUCUGGCAAUUCAACUCCAGUGAAUCAGAAACGAAAAAGGCGUACUGAUGCUAAUGAUCAUGGACAACGUGAUCGGUCGAGAUCACCUUUGUAAAACAACAUGAAUUAUAAUAUACCUUCUGCUAUUACUACUUCUGUUGUCCCCCCCCCAGCCAGCCACAUCAACCCCCCACCCCACCCCACUGCCCCGCCUCUCUCUAUAAAAUGGUUCACAUUGAGUCUCCGUGUUAACUUACUACUACUACUACUAACAUGACCACUAGUCUUCUAUGUGUGAAUCUUGUGAGUGGAACAACUGCAAGAAAAUCCUCUUCUACUGUGUAUUUAUUGAUUGUCUUGUCUCUUCUUAACACCCCCCUUCCUACCUUUAGCUCUCUUUCUUUUUUCUAACACAUCUAUAGACAUUAUUUUGUAUGAAACAGUCUAGGUUGAGAGUAGCGUCUUUGUGUGUGUGUGUGUCUGUGAGUGUUUGCGAGCUCAAGUGGAAAAAAACUUGUCAAUAUGUUCUUGAAGGUGGAUCCCCUUUCUCUUCCUUUUUUCUUUUCCCCGUUGUUUGAAUCCCACUAUAGAAGGAAUAAAGAUCUCAAUUGAAGAAACUUUUUUAUUUCAAUUCUUUUCAUAAUACACUAUCUAUCUACUGUUUGAAAUACCCUUUAUUUAUCUCUUAAUUAUUCCAUUCAUGUUCUAAUUCCUUGUCUUGCAUUCGUCGUUUAUAUGUACAGUGAUUUUAAUGUGUAUGUCUGGUUGUGCGUGCGUCUGUAUGUGUUGUGUGUAUGUAACUUUGAAAUCGUCCUUCUGUAUACGUAUGUAAAAAUAUACGUACAUAUAUGUGCGUGUGUUGAUGGAUGG